Meloidogyne enterolobii is the source of this 646-nucleotide messenger RNA. Lineage: Eukaryota; Metazoa; Nematoda; Chromadorea; Rhabditida; Meloidogynidae. The record is from the annotation of a GenBank genome assembly.
UUCCUUUCCUUCGCAAAUGGAUGCUAGUACAAACACUGCAACAACAACAGAAGAAACGAUAACAACAACGGGGACUGGAGGGACAAUGAAAGUGUUUAGACGGGCUUCUUAUUUGGAGGAAUAUGCAAUGAACAGAGUUCGCCAAUUAGAAGAAGAACGACUUGCAAAGGAGGCCAUUUUUAAGGAUAAAAAUAAAAAAAUUAAAUGUUGUGGGAUUAAAUGUUGGAAGAAAUUGGGGUGUUUUUGUUGUUGUUUGGGGUGCUCUAGAAAGAAAAAGAAAUCUACAGGAAAUAAUAGCAACCCAACAACAGCUACCAGUAGUCUAUCUUGUAAUAACACAAACAGCAUUCCUUCCAAAAAUCAGAAUUCUUCAAAAACAUCAACUUGUUCAAUGCAAAAUAUAGAACAAUUAUCAACCUCUUUAAAUGGAAGAAAAAGAAAUUUAAAAAAUAAAUUAGAAAAAUAUGAAGGGACAAUAAAUAGUAAUAAACCUGUUGUUGUUAAGUUUACUUUGAGUAGAUCUGGUGGAGGUGGUUAUAGAAAUGAGGGAAUGAGAUGUUUUGAUAGAGACGAAACGAACAAUUUUGAAGGUAAAAAAUGUUUAGAAAAACAAUUAAACAUUAUUAAAACAUGUUUGUGUUUGUAA